AUGAAGAAUCAAAAUAUUCGUUGCGAUAAAUCAAAAUCAAAUCGUGUUGAAAAUGGCAGAACGUAUUUUUUUCGUGCACGUGUUAAUGAUGAACAAGAAACUAAUGAUGUUAAUGAUGAACAAGAAACUAAUGAUGUUAAUGAUGAACAAGAAACUAAUGAUGUUAAUGAUGAACAAGAAACUAAUGAUGUUAAUGAUGAUGAAUGUUCUUCUUCUACGUCUUCGAUAACUGGAAAACUUGUGAUAGAUGAGUCAUAUCAAGAUGAACAUGAAGCACAAAUUGAAAAAACUUUUCAAGUAACCUGUCAUCGAUUGAACGAAAAUAAUGAUUACGAACAGUCGUCACCAUCAUCAAGUGCUAUAUGUGUGACAAAAUCAAAAUCAUCAUCACGUCGACAAACAAAAUCUUAUAAUAUGUCUAUAUACAUAAAAAUUCAACAUAUUUUACGUCGAAACAAACAAUUAAAAAAGAAAAUAAAAUAUUACAAAAAACAUUGGAUACGAAAAUCAACUGGAGAUAUUGCAGCUUAUUUACUUGAACUAGGCACGACAUUAUCGCACGAUUUGCAUUCAAAACAACAACAAAAAAAUAAAAAAAUGAAAAAAAAAAAUAAAAAAGAUAAAAUAGAAUAUAUAGCACGUGUAUUAAAUGUGAAUCCAGAUGAAUUAUAUUUUUCAAAACAUAAAACAGACAUCACGAAAACAUGUCGUGCUGUGACGAAACUUAUUUAUCCGGAUCGAUCUCAACGUGCUACAACACAAAUUACAGACUUACCAAUUCACAAACGUCGAGCUAUACACGAAUAUUGUAGAUUUGUGCAUCGACAACCCGAUGCACCAACACGUUCAUUAGACAACACGAUUAGUAAUCGGAGUCCAACGGGAUCAUCAACACCGGUUAAUUGUCUAAGUGGUUCUAUAUCUAUUUCAUCAGGAUCUUUUUUAGGUUCUAUUGAUGAAUUUCGAAUUUACAAUCGACAAUUAAGUAAUCAUGAAAUUUGUGUACUUGCUAAUAUUACAUUUGGUGAUGAAAUUAUAGACGGUUUAAAUGUUGAAGAAAUACGUUUAGAAUUUAUUAGAGAUGAUGGUGAAGGUGAACAAGAUCGUUGA
Molecule: messenger RNA, 1110 nt
Organism: Rotaria sp. Silwood1
Lineage: Eukaryota; Metazoa; Rotifera; Eurotatoria; Philodinida; Philodinidae
Source: the annotation of a GenBank genome assembly